This is a messenger RNA of Penicillium manginii, 1602 nucleotides long. Its product is annotated as cytochrome P450. The coding region runs from base 1 to 1602 and encodes 533 amino acids. The transcript has 6 exons. Gene Ontology annotation, molecular function: monooxygenase activity; heme binding; oxidoreductase activity, acting on paired donors, with incorporation or reduction of molecular oxygen. The record is from RefSeq and is a predicted model, not a curated record. Lineage: Eukaryota; Fungi; Ascomycota; Eurotiomycetes; Eurotiales; Aspergillaceae.
AUGGCGGUUUUCACCGAAUUGAUCCAAAGUCCCUAUGCAGUCCAAGGUCUGGUCAUCUCCCUUGUCACCGUGCUCCUCUCCAUAUUUUGGCAAGAUCUGGCAGACGAAAUCCCCCAUCGUCGAAUCCCCCUAAUCGGCAAGGAUGGAUGGGAUCCUCUCAAUAAGAAGACCAGGCAGCGCUUUACAUCCAGUGCGCGAGAGUUGAUCCUCGAGGGAUUCGCCAAGGGGGCCAAUAUCUUUCAGCUCAUCUCUGUGAGACCACUGAUUAUCCUUCACCCCAAAUAUAUCGACGAGAUCAAGAAUCACCCCCAUUUGGAUUUCCAGGGUGCUGUUGAGAGGAACUUCUUCGACAAUCGCAUCUCCGGAUUCGAGCCAUUCCAUGCUGGCGUCGGCGGGCAGGUAACUGUCGAUUUGGUGCGGACCAAAUUGACCCAAGCACUCGGCUCAUUGACGAUUCCACUAUCGAAAGAAAGCGCAGUAGUUGCAAAGGAGAUCUUUCCCCCUACAACCGAAUGGACACCAUACAACUUCUCCGCAAAGAUCCCCUAUGUCGUCGCGCGUCUCUCAACUCGCGCCUUUUUAGGCGAAACGCUCGCCAACAACAAAGAAUGGAUUGACAUCUCGGUCAACUACACCAUCGACGCCUUCAACGCCGCCCGUGAACUGCGACAGUGGCUAACUAUUUUGCGUCCGGUGGCGCAGUACUUCCUCACAACAACGCGGAAACUCCGAAGCCAUCUAUCAAAGGGGAAAAUGAUCAUUGAUGCAGAGAUCAAGAGACGGCAUCUAGCUGCCGAAAGCGAAAGCGAAAGCGACAACGAGCCCCGACUUCAGGACACAUUGGACUGGUACGAGCAAUUGUCUAAAUCAUCCGGUCGACCUGUCAACGUGUCGAAUGGCCAGAUCGCGCUGUCAAUGGCUGCUAUCCAUACCACGUCCAAUCUAUUGACGAAUGUUAUGUAUGAUCUCGCUGCGUACCCAGAGUAUAUCCAGCCACUGCGCGACGAGAUUCUGGCCGUGAUAGCUGAGGACGGAUGUUUGAAAAAGUCCAGUCUAUUGAAGCUGAAAUUGAUGGACAGUGUGAUGAAAGAGACGCAGCGAGUUCAUCCCGUUUCUAUGGUCUCCCUAAGCCGCCUCGCCAAAAAAGAAAUCCCCCUCAGCGACGGAACAAUCAUACCAAAGGGCGCAAUGAUCGGCGUAUCAACACACACAAACACAGACCCAACAAUCUACCCCUCGCCCGAGCUCUACGACGGCUACAGAUUCCACAAGAAGCGCCAACAACCCGGCAACGAGCAGCGCUUCCAAUUCGUCACGACCUCGCGCGAGAGUUUCGGCUUCGGGCACGGCGUGCACGCUUGUCCGGGCCGCUUCUUCGCGGCGAAUGAGUCGAAGAUCUUUCUUGUGCACUUGUUGCUCAAGUAUGAGUGGAAAUUGAAGGGUGCGGACCGUGACGGUGACGGUCAUGCUGGGCCCGGGGUGGCUGCUGGGCGGCCGGCGAAUUUCGAUCAUGGGACGGAGAUCAUUACGGAUCCGGGGGUUGAGUUGCUUUUCCGGUCCAGGGGGGUGGUGGAGAUCGACCUUGCUGCGCUUGGGGAGUAG